AUGGCACAGAACCCGAGCUUAUUUGUUUCUGAGCUCGACGCUUCUUCUACUGAUGUCGUCCCUCCUCACCCCGUGGCCAAUCUGACGCAGAACAACUCUGAAUCCCCCACUAUCGAGACACUGUACGAAGGCGAUAACAGUAACUACAAGCCGGGUACCUACUUGAACUGGCAAGCCACGCCCUUGAAGCAGGCAAAAGGCGAAAACAACAACGCUAUCACAGUGUACAUGAUCAAGGACCUGGACCAGCCCAACGUCGUUGGCAACGUUCCGCUUGAGCACUACAGGAUAGACGUCCGAGAUCGCGAGCUGGUGGCUUUCUUGGAGCCGAUUCUCAAGAAGAAGCACGCCCAUCUGAAUGUCUAUGACACAGCUACCUUCAUCAAGCCUUUCCAGGUACUGUAUGAAUGUCAUGAGGAGAUAGUGAAGCUUUGCAAUGCCGCGGCCGAAGAUGACAAGCUCAAGCCUCUUCUAAAACUCCUCGCCAAGGUCUUGAACGAUGUCUUUCUUGACACCAAGUUCAAAUCAAUUGGCUCACUGAAGCAGAACGGGCUCAUAUCCUUCAACACAGCCUGGGCCUUCUUCCAGCAUGGCACCACCGUGCUGGCGACGAUGGACAAGACUGAGCUGCUUUGCAAGGUUGAUCAGGCUAGCUACACGGUCGACCAGAUUGGCAAGCAGCAGCUGACAAUUGGAUGCAAGGUCAUAUGCUUUAAUGGUGACACUUUUGUCUGGGAGGACCAUGUGCUUACCAUCGACCACUUCGCUGGCAACAGGCCAGUGGCUGAGCUCAAUAAUUAUCCCCUGGUCUUCCACGAGGAUCCCGAUAUGGUCAUGUCUCGCCUUGUGGCUCAAGGCCACAAGAUUUUGGAAUUUCAAGGCCUGCAGUGCAGGGCAUAUGAUGGCAUUGCAAGCGUUCUCGAGCCCGGAGCGGGCUUCCAGAGGCGACAUGUCGAUGGUCGGAUCGUGAUCGACGUUAAGGGGUUCUACAAACACGCCAUGGUAUACGAUGCCGUCUUCCUAGACCGUCUCCGGACUAUGCGCCAGGACAGGAAAUCUGGAAAAAGUCAACCCGUCGUGGUAGAGCAGAAAUCCAAUGUAUUCAACGAGCGACUUGUUGAUGCAGGGCAAAAAGCCGACAAGGACGCCUUAACCCUGAAUGAGGAACACCUGGCUUUCCUGUUUCCUCUACUGAAUGGAUACUUGCUCAAGAAGAAGACGUGGGCGAAGUUCCUCAUUGACCAUAUUCAGCCUGUCUGCUGGAACGACGACGCAUACGAUCAUCUUGUGCACGACGAGUAUCAAAAGGAUCAGAUUCUGUCCUUUGUUGCGAAUCACCCAACAGACAAUAAGAAAAAGUCAGAGGGUGUCAUUAGCGGCAAGGGUGAGGGCCUUCUGAUUCUUCUGUCGGGACCUUCGGGCACUGGCAAGACCCUUACAGCCGAGGCCGUCGCAGACAAAGCCCGGCAGCCGUUGCUAAACAUUCACGCCGAAGACUUAGGGCUCGUCGCUAAGAAUCUUGGCUCCAAGCUCAAGUCGGUGCUCGAGCUGGCCACGGAAAUGGGCGCUGUUGUGCUGCUCGAUGAGGCGGACGUGUUCAUGUCCAAGCGGAACUACAAUGAUAUCCACCACAACGAGUUCGUUAGUAUAUUCCUCCGCGAACUUGAGUACUUCCGCGGCACCAUGUUCCUGACCACGAACCUGCUGGAAAACAUCGACAAUGCCUUUCUCAACCGCAUGUCAAUGCACAUCGUCUUCAAGCCCCUGAGCACGGGAACCCGCGAGGCUAUUUGGGACAAGGUUCUGGCACGUCAACUGCAACAGCCCAUGUCCCUAGAGGCCAAGGUUGGUCUCCCGGAAGGUGAGGCGCGGCUGAGCGAGCACGAAAUUCAGGAGCUGGCCCGAUGGAAUCUCAAUGGACGUGAAAUCACAAACGUGGCGCGCAUGGUCAGGGCCUUGUGCGACUACAAGGGCCAUGCCAUGACGCUCCAACGGUUGGAGAGCGGCAUCAAGGUGACCUCGCCGUUUGCGAUAAAGAGUGACGUUGACGCAGGCUAUGGUUUGUACUACUGA
Molecule: messenger RNA, 2073 nt
Organism: Pyricularia grisea
Lineage: Eukaryota; Fungi; Ascomycota; Sordariomycetes; Magnaporthales; Pyriculariaceae
Exons: 3
Coding region: 1-2073 (690 amino acids)
Molecular function (GO): ATP hydrolysis activity; ATP binding
Source: RefSeq, a predicted model, not a curated record